CGCGUUUUGUCUUUCGUUUUCGUUUGUCAGAUGAAACGGUGCGUUUUUUGUUGCGAUGGUCGUCGUCAGGUAGAGAGAGACGCGAAGUCCUGAUCGCUCUCUCAGGUCUUAGCCCUAAGACUACGAGUCGACUCAGCCGAACUGUGAAUGCAGUUUUGAUUUCAAUCCCUUAGGAUCUUAGUUAUGGCUACUUGCUUGCGUGGAAUCACGAAGAGAGUUAAUCUUCUACAGAGACGAGUUUAUCCAUCGUGUGGUCAUCUAAUUCGUGAUGAUAGAGAUGAAACUAAAUCUGGUUCUUCGGAUACAAUGAUUCGUGAAGUCUUAGCACGUAAUGGGACUAAUAAGCUUAGCUCUAUGUUUGCGGAUAGGCAUUAUCAGUCGUUUGCUACUGGUCCGUUGGGUCUUGGAUUGUCUUCGUGUCGGCAUAUGAGUUCUACACCACCAGAAUGGUCUGAUAAAGUUGAUGGUAUCGACUUUGUGGCUACGGAGGUUGUUCCCGAUGAAAUCAUUGAAGCUGUGACCACCACAAGCCAAGCUGUUGUUCCUGCUAUAAACGAGGUUGCUAUUGCUGCUGCCGAUUCUGCUUUUCCUGUUGCUGCUUUGCAGCAUUUGAUUGAUGCUGUGCAUUCCUUUACUGGCCUGAACUGGUGGGCUUCAAUAGCCUUGACAACUGUUCUUAUCCGUGGAGUUACAAUACCUAUUCUUUUGAAUCAACUAAAGGCUACUUACAAACUCAAUGUUCUGAGGCCACAACUGGAGGAGUUAAGACAAGAGAUGAGCACUAAGGCUCAGGAUCCUGAAGCCAUGGCAGAAGGUCAAAGACGGAUGCAAUUAUUGUUUAAAGAACAUGGAGUAACUCCAUUUACCCCCCUCAAAGGACUUAUUAUUCAAGGUCCCAUCUUCAUCAGCUUUUUCUUUGCGAUCAGGAAUAUGGCCGAGAAAGUCCCAUCAUUUAAAACCGGGGGAACUCUUUGGUUUACUGAUCUGACCACCACAGAUACCACUUAUAUCUUGCCACUCCUCACUGCAGUGACUUUCUUGAUUAUGGUAGAGUCAAACAUGCAGGAAGGUCUUGAAGGCAAUCCAGUAGCUGGAACUAUGAAGAAAUUCUCAAGAAUCAUUGCCUUCCUUUCUAUUCCAGUUUUGAUUGGCAUUGAAAAGGCAUUGUUUUGUUACUGGCUUACUUCCAACCUAUUUACUCUUGUGUAUGGAUUAACAUUAAGACGUCCUGAUGUGAGGAAGCUCUUGAAUCUCCCAGAUGUUGUCAACUCUUCUACUAGGCAGCCAUCACCGUCUUCGCCUUUGCCAUUUUCCUUUGCCGAGCCAAAAGACCAAAGUGUUGUUGCUCAAGAAAAACCUCCUAUGUCCUCCGAGUCAUCUUCAAGUGUUCCAGAUAGAAGAAUCUCACGGAGUUCAGUUCUGAAUCAGAGAAUCAGAACUCUGGAGAGACAACUCAAGGACCGAAAGAUCAAGAAGUGAGAGAUUCUUUUAUGUCAGUGUUUUUUUGCUAAAACUAGCCGAUACUGAAAAAGAACCAAGUAUCCUCGGGAAAUUAAGAUUUUGAGUUAAUAGGAAAAAUUUCAGUUGAACCUUUGCAUUGAAAUGAAUUAGCUUAAUUUUAACUUGAAGAUGAAUGAUAAAAGUAAAUUUUCCCA
Molecule: messenger RNA, 1655 nt
Organism: Arabidopsis thaliana (thale cress)
Lineage: Eukaryota; Viridiplantae; Streptophyta; Magnoliopsida; Brassicales; Brassicaceae
Gene: OXA1L
Product: inner membrane protein OXA1-like protein
Exons: 10
Coding region: 184-1479 (431 amino acids)
Cellular component (GO): membrane; mitochondrial inner membrane
Molecular function (GO): membrane insertase activity
Source: RefSeq, marked reviewed